AACGCACCCACGUCGCUCAGAAGCAGCUCCUAUAAAACCACCGCCCGGCUUCAAAGGUACAGCCGCCGCGCGCUCCACCCGCCUCCUCUUCCUCCUCGCCGUCGCCCAGCUCGUUCGCUCGCUCCAACCAGCCGCCGGCGGAAUGGCCCCAAAACGAGGCGGCAAGGCGCCGGUCCCGGCGAAGAAGAAAACGGAGAAGGUGACGAACCCGCUGUUCGAGAAGAGGCCGAAGCAGUUCGGGAUCGGCGGCGCGCUGCCGCCCAAGAAGGACCUGCACCGCUUCGUCAAGUGGCCCAAGGUCGUGCGCAUCCAGCGCCAGCGCCGCAUCCUCAAGCAGCGGCUCAAGGUGCCCCCGGCGCUCAACCAGUUCACCCGUACCCUCGACAAGAACCUUGCAACAAACUUGUUCAAGAUGCUUCUUAAGUACCGCCCUGAAGACAAGGCUGCCAAGAAGGAGAGGCUUUUGAAGAGGGCCCAGGCUGAAAACGAAGGGAAAACUGUUGAGGCAAAGAAACCAAUAGUUGUGAAGUAUGGCCUUAACCAUGUGACUUACCUCAUUGAGCAGAGCAAGGCCCAGCUUGUUGUGAUUGCUCAUGAUGUUGAUCCGAUUGAGCUGGUUGUGUGGCUCCCAGCCCUUUGCAGGAAAAUGGAGGUUCCAUACUGCAUUGUCAAGGGAAAAGCACGCCUUGGAUCGAUUGUUCACAAGAAGACUGCAUCUGUUCUAUGCCUCACCACAGUCAAGAAUGAGGACAAACUUGAGUUCAGCAAGAUCUUGGAGGCUAUUAAGGCCAACUUCAAUGACAAGUUUGAUGAGGUCAGGAAGAAGUGGGGUGGUGGUGUCAUGGGCUCAAAAUCACAGGCGAAAACCAAGGCCAGGGAAAAGCUGCUCGCGAAGGAGGCUGCACAGCGGAUGACCUAAAUUUAGCCUUUUAAAUCAUCUUGUACUUCUCCUGAGUAGUGUGGAAGCAUACGGUGGUUGUCUGGUCUUGUUUUGGGAGUCAUUUUUGUUCACGAGACAAAAAGGAUCCGUGUAAGAAUUCAAUAUUUUUGUUCAAUGCUGGUUAGUUCAUUUGA
This is a messenger RNA of Phragmites australis (common reed), 1074 nucleotides long. RefSeq names its product large ribosomal subunit protein eL8y-like. The record is from RefSeq and is a predicted model, not a curated record. Gene Ontology annotation, cellular component: ribonucleoprotein complex. Lineage: Eukaryota; Viridiplantae; Streptophyta; Magnoliopsida; Poales; Poaceae. Gene Ontology annotation, biological process: ribosome biogenesis. Bases 143 to 919 code for a protein of 258 amino acids. The transcript is spliced from 7 exons.